Messenger RNA from Suillus subaureus, 1311 nucleotides. RefSeq lists its product as uncharacterized. Gene Ontology annotation, cellular component: nucleus. Gene Ontology annotation, molecular function: DNA-binding transcription factor activity, RNA polymerase II-specific; RNA polymerase II cis-regulatory region sequence-specific DNA binding; zinc ion binding. Lineage: Eukaryota; Fungi; Basidiomycota; Agaricomycetes; Boletales; Suillaceae. The coding region runs from base 44 to 838 and encodes 264 amino acids. Gene Ontology annotation, biological process: positive regulation of transcription from RNA polymerase II promoter by galactose. The transcript has 8 exons. The record is from RefSeq and is a predicted model, not a curated record.
GUUCACACACGCCUUUUGUUAAUUGACCACAUCCUGCAGACCGAUGGAUUCCCAGCAGCAGCAGCCGCCAGUCCCGAUAUCCGACAUCAUCACGACAGCGUGGCCAAGAAGAGCAGUCAAGGUUUGUGCUAGCUACAGACGUGACAAAAUACGCUGCGAUGGUCAAAAGCCGUGUGGAGGCUGCCUUAAAAAAGGUUACACUAUUGAGCAAUGUGUUGCUGGGUGCGAGAACUGUCGAAAAGCCCGCACGCGCUGUGAAGGCGGAAAGCCUUGCCUCAGGUGCCGAGAGGAUCAGGUAGAGUGCACUGAAGGCCAUCACCACCCGGUAUUGCGUGCAGAACCUCCUCCCGUCUUAGUUCUCCGCGGGCCACAUCGCUCAAAACCCGAUCGUGCAAAACUAGCUUGCCAAAACUGUCGUCGGGAUAAUAAGAAGUGUGAUGAUCAGCGACCUUGCUCUCGAUGCAUUACACGGGGGGAAGAGUGUAUUCAUGUAGGAAAAGGACCUAAACUUGUUAAGCUUCGUUGCGAGGGUUGCAGGCAAGAUAAUAAGAAAUGCGAGGAUGCACGUCCGUGUAGGCAGUGCGUCGAAUGUGGCAAGGAGUGUAUCAGUGUUCAGAGGAAGGGCAGAGGCCAUGGUACCCGUGUCAAAGCGGCGUGUGUAUAUUGCAGACGCGAUAAGGUGAGGUGUGAAGGCAUGAGACCAUGCGUACAUUGUGUGCGUAAGGGAUACCAGUGUAUCGAUCGCAUCUGUCAAAUCUGCACCCAGCAAGGCGUUAGUGGCGGAUGCCCACAUCUCGGUGAAGGAUCGGACAGUGAUGGUACGCAAACCAUCCAAUAAAACGUUACCUCGUACUUCAUAAUCACUAUCUUCAGCAGUGAUCGCGAUGGGGAGUAUGCAGCCUCCCCAUCCAACGCCAAUUCAAGUUCAACAGUCCUCCAUGAUGAUGGCACCCCUGCCAUUCCCAACCCAAGUCUAUGGUCCCAUACCAUAUCAUUUACUGGCGCAAUCAAACCAUGAAAUUGGAUCCUUACACAUACCUGCGCUACCUCGUCCUGUUGGAUCUUUUUAUCCUAUAGUCGACCCUCCUAUCAAUGGUCCUCAACCCAAUAUCUCGUCAGAACGGUACGACCCAUUACUUACGGGACCAAGUGACUAGGCGGGUAAAUAGAUACGCUGUAAAUUUUGGACUUUGUUUGGAGCAGGAUGGUUGUAAUUUUAGCCUCGCUUUUUCAAAGCGAUCCCUAGAAUAUCGUACUGUAGUUCUGUAAGCUUUAAUGCCUUCAACUCAUUCCUUUCGGAAUUCAUUUUUA